UCGUUUACAGCGCACCGAUGUGCAAGUGGCCAACGCUUGCUGCGAUUUCACGAGUUGUUUUUCAAAUAAAGUUCGUAGCACAAGUAUUUCUUCAAAGUGUUUGAGCAGCAUAUAGCUUUCAGUUGGGCGCAGUCCAACGAGCGUGUAACGACGACGACUUAGAAUAAAGAGAAACGUGUAAAAAAGCUAAAAAAAUUAAAAAAAAAACUCCAAGCUAUUGAACAACAGUUAACACGUUUUUGCGGCUCAAUAUAUCCUUAUUGUUUAUUUUAGUUAAUUUUCUUUCGACCACAAUUUGAAAUUGCGGCGUUUUGCAACGUGCUAGUAAGCGAUAAGUGUGUUUUGGUAUGUUAAAAAUUAGCAUUUCUACAGAUUUUCGUGUGUCUACAGUGUGCUAAAACGAAACAAAAUAUCUACAUAAGUGAAAAAAUAAAUAAAAAAAUAUUGGUGUAAAUUAAUUUGAAAUAUUCGAACGGCAAAUACCGACAUAGUUUAACUUAAAAUUAGUAAUACAUAUAUACAGCAACUGAUAAUUUGGUUUUUAUUGCAUUUGUUGUAUUAACGCUGGCGAAAGAUGAACUUCUUUGUGAUCGGAUUUCUAAUAAUGCAGGCGGCAAGAUUGGCUUGCGGGACAUGCGUUUUUGAAUCUGAAUUUGGUUUCAUACUCAAUUGUAACUUCAAAAAGUCUGGACUAUUUCGUGUAAGGAAUUUGGGCGGCCUAAAAGCACAUUUUGGUUUAGGUUUCAGUUUAGGCGAUGAAUUAGGCUUCGCUGAAUCGCUCGGCAAUGUUGAGGGUGAACCGGAGCGACGACGCGCCAUUAGCUAUAAAAAUGGGCCGCCACCAAGCGCUGCAGGUGUAAUGCCUGCUACACAACAGCCGCCAGUACAGCAUCCCAUACCCGAGAAGCGCAUUGGCGCGCGUGCCUCUGCUAAUUACAACGUCGCUUACAGAGAAAAUCUUAAACGUCAGAUAGCGCCUACACAACUAAUGACAGAAGCAAGGCCUUUACCGUUAGGUGUACCAGCAUUCCGACCCAUACCGAAAACAGCAACUGUGCCCAUAGCGCAAAUUGCACAACGACGUACGAAUAUCGCAGUGGACUCACCAAAUCCCCGAGUACGUCACAACAACAAGUUGGUGGAGAGUUACUCCGAUCCAAUAACUUCCAAUCGUACUUUCCACGUCGCGAAUCCUUCUGUCUCGCAACCGCUUGCUGUACCCGCCUUCCAGGCAAUGCCUAAUUCGGUCGCACGUCUCGCUGCCGUUACAAAGUCCCUCACCAACGCAGAGGAACGGAUUAUGCAUGGACACCCAAAUUAUUUGCAGUUCGAAGAACCGAAGUUCGAUUUGAAGGAUGUGACGGUAGAGGAACUAGCUUCGGCGGCCAAUGUCAGCGUGGACACAAUCAAGCAUGCAAUUUACGUACGCGAACAACAAAUGAAAGCCGAGCACCGUGCUAUGUUGGCGGCCAAGUUGCGUCAAGAAUUUGUACGUACCUCGACGACAGCACGUACCACGACAACGACAACGCCAGCACCGUUAGCAGUACCAGCGAUGAAAGCACCGGUGAUGAAUUGGGCGCAACCGCAGAACGAACUUGAGAAUGUGGCUUUCGAGAGUAAGAUGUCGAAGGUCAUGAAUGCACCACGCGAAUACUAUCCAGUUGGUUAUGACAAGAACUUCGAUGAUAACUUUAAAUCAAAAGUUGAUCUGCCGCCGACGAGUUUCUCAUGCGGUAAACAGAAGCAUUUCCCAGGACUGUAUGCCGAUACGGAUCUUGGUUGCAUGGUGUUCCAUGUUUGUGCGCUCACCGAUGAUGGGCUCGUACGCAAAUCAUUUCUCUGUCCAGAGAGCACACUCUUCGAUCAAACAAUCUUGAAAUGCAACUGGUGGUUUUAUGUGGACUGCAGUGCCAGCAAAAGUGUCUAUGAUUCCAAUAUACCGAUCUCUAAAAGUUAUCAGCUCAUGAAAUCGCUCACUUACUUCUCCAAAUACAGCCAAAAUACUGACAAUGAAAGCGGUAAUGGCGGUUUGGACAUACAAACACUCAAAGAUUCCAUGGCUGAGGAAGAGAAUGUUAGAGCAGGACGCGUGGACAGCGAUGAUAUACAUGUGUCGAACAAAGCGCGCAGUUUUGCUAUACAAGUUGAAGAUACAACCACUACAGCGGCGGAGAAAGCGCAAAGCGAUGCUAUAAGCCCUACUUUGGAGACACGUAGGGUCGAAUUAAACAACGAAAUAACAACGAUGACAAGUGACUUGCCAGAGAUCACCACCGCAGUGGAUGUAAUCACACCGCAACCUGUUUACGAUCAUCUGGCUGAGCUGAAGGCGAAGUUGGACAGCAUCAAGGCGGCAAAUAGUCAGACUACAACACAAGAAACGAAUGAAGCUUGAUUUUGGGGGGGGUUGAGCGCUUGGUAGCGCUACGCAGGGAUUUAAAUUACUAAGUUAGCGGAAGUGGCGUUACGAAACGAAGCCUGUUCGAGUUGGUGGUGCAACGGUUGCAUUAUAUGAAGUCGAGUUAAAGGAAGCCGCCAAGUGUGAGUUUCUCAACACUAUUUGUAGGUCGUUAAGUAAAUAUGUCAUUCCUAAAUAGUCAUUGUGCACAUUCGAGAAAUUGAGAGAAAAAUAUACAAAUAAUUGAAAUCAAAUUGUGGGGUAUGAUUGUUGCACCAGCUUAAUGUUAAGUUAUCAGCAUAGUUCAAUCCGUAAUAUAAGUCACACAACAAUAUAAGAAAAAAAUAAAAAAUCUGUAUGUGUGGGAGAUUUUGGAUAUAUAAUACAUUUGUACAAAUGUACAACUACAUGUAAUGUAACUUAUUUAUUAUUUUUGUUUUUGUUUUUUAAUAAAAAUAUAUAUAACAAA
Bactrocera oleae (olive fruit fly) is the source of this 2870-nucleotide messenger RNA. It is a transcript of the gene mtg, whose product is annotated as mind the gap. Gene Ontology annotation, cellular component: extracellular region. Lineage: Eukaryota; Metazoa; Arthropoda; Insecta; Diptera; Tephritidae. The record is from RefSeq and is a predicted model, not a curated record. Gene Ontology annotation, molecular function: chitin binding.